This is a messenger RNA of Macrobrachium nipponense, 1118 nucleotides long. RefSeq lists its product as uncharacterized. Lineage: Eukaryota; Metazoa; Arthropoda; Malacostraca; Decapoda; Palaemonidae. Bases 91 to 624 code for a protein of 177 amino acids. The transcript is spliced from 7 exons. The record is from RefSeq and is a predicted model, not a curated record.
UCGACUUUACAGGGGAAACACUUGCCUCUCUUGACCAACUCGCAUCUUUUAUUCGACGCUGAAAUAGCUCAGCUCACAGCCGCGGUUGAGAUGGGACUUUCUGUUCGUUUUGUCGUGCGCUAUUUACUAAUGGCGAUCUUACCAGUAUUAACACUAUCAGGCGCUGAUUCUGAUAACUCCAGACUGUUCAAGGAGGUUAAGAUUAACGGAGGCGAGGCCAACUGUUCUACAGAAGGAAAAAACUACAAAUCGGUCACCCUCUCCUCUGAGCUGACUUCAGCCAGGAUCCCCUGCAGUACCAUUUGCAACAUGGACGACGCCUGUGUGCUUUUCGACACCCAAGGUAACAUUUGCAACAUGUAUACGUUGACCUUGUCAGCUGUGACGCCCUGCGCCUCUGGGGAAGCGGGAACGAGGGCAUACACGAAAGUCCUUGGGGUAGACAUAGCCCUUCAUACAAGCGUCCAGUAUUCCAGCACAGUGGACGACCACGUGGUUUCCUUCAGUGAGCUCACGAGCAGCAGGACCACAUACCCAGACUAUCACUACUGCCCUUGUACCCUAGAGCAAGCCAACAGCUGGAUCAGAGUUGACCUGGGAGAGGCGGAAGAUUUCUCGCGUUGACCUCACGGCAUCUUUACAGCUGAGAGAGACACACUUCAGGACGGUCAACAUUCACAUUGGAGACACAGGAGAUUGGCAGAAUGACCCAAUCGUUGGUGUAAAGGAUGCUAAAACACCAGGCGAACUGGAGGUCCUUAAAUUUGAUGUCGCUGGCAAUGGAAGGUACUUGACUCUGGUCCAGCAAGAGACAGACUACUUCUGCAUUUGCAAAAUCCAGGCCUACGGUUACUGAAAGGCAAAUCUGUCUCGCCUUGGGGUACUCCUGUGUCAUCACUGAACGGAAAAUCAACAAUUAGGCUCUAGGUCCCUGGAGAAGGUAUAUAAGCCUAUUAAUACUUUCACCUGAAGGGCGAAUCUCUCUUCCCUUGGGGUACUCCUGUGUCAUCACUGAAUGGAAGAUUAACAAUUAGGCUCGAGGUCCCUAGAGAAGGUCUACGAGCCUAAAUUUUGUAUAUUCUAAACCACCAACAAUGUCAAACCUAGCUGUCAAUCAA